Molecule: messenger RNA, 3279 nt
Organism: Astyanax mexicanus (Mexican tetra)
Lineage: Eukaryota; Metazoa; Chordata; Actinopteri; Characiformes; Acestrorhamphidae
Gene: cdkn2
Product: cyclin-dependent kinase inhibitor 2A/B (p15, inhibits CDK4)
Exons: 3
Coding region: 1737-2195 (152 amino acids)
Biological process (GO): negative regulation of cell population proliferation; regulation of cyclin-dependent protein serine/threonine kinase activity
Cellular component (GO): nucleus
Molecular function (GO): cyclin-dependent protein serine/threonine kinase inhibitor activity; protein kinase binding
Source: RefSeq, a predicted model, not a curated record
UAUUUAAUAUAUAUUAAUAUAUUAAAAGUAUAUGUUACAUUUAGACAAAUAGAAUGUGAAGCAGGCCCAGUGAAAAUACCAACAUUAUAUCAUUAUUUAACACUUGAGAACAAAAUGUUCAUGUGUUUUCAGUAAAGACCAGCUUUAAAUUUCCUCAAUACAAAAGAUUAUGACCUCUUGAUUUAUACUUUAAUCACCUCAUUUUCAGUUUUUCACUACUUUUUCAUGAGCCUAUACUCUACACUGGUAAUUUAGCUGGUUUAACCAGUUCUUAAUAAGUAUAAUAUAUGUUGAUUUUUUGUUGCUUUUGCUGGUCAGUUACUUUGGUUAUGAUGGUCAAUAAGCUUGUUAACCCAGUUUAGUUAAGCUGAUGAAGCUGGUAGAUCAGCUAAACCAGUAAACUCAAAUAAAGACACGUGCUAUAUUGGUGAAAAGCAAAGCAGUUCAACCAGUUUAACCAGAUGGAGCUGAGUGGAUUAUUUUUAAGUAGGUCUUAACCCUGAAUCAAACCUAACCCUAAGCUAUAUAUAUAAAUAAAUAAACUAAAACAAUAAAAAAGAGUACUUCAGUUUCUGAAUCAGUUUCUCUGGUUUUGCUAUUUAUAGGUUUAUGUUUGAGUAAAAUGAACAUUGUUGUUUUUUUCUAUAAACUACAGACAACAUUUCUCCCAAAUUACAAAUAAAAAUAUUCUCAUUUAGAGCAUUUAUUUACAGAAAAUGAGAAAUGUCUGAAAUAACAAAAAAGAUGCAGAGCUUUCAGACCUCAAAUAAUGUAAAGAAAACAAGUUCAUAUUCAUAAAAUUUUAAGGGUUUAGAAAUCAAAUUCACUGAAUUUUUCAUGCAUCUUGGCAUCAUGUUCUCCUCCACCAGUCUUACACACUGCUUUUGGAUAACUUUAUGCUGCUUUACUCCUGGUGCAAAAAUUCAAGCAGUUCAGUUUGGUGGUUUGAUGGUUUGUGAUCAUCCAUCUUCCUCUUGAUUAUAUUCCAGAGGUUUUCAAUUUGGUAAAAUCAAAGAAACUCAUCAUUUUUAAUGGUCUCUUAUUUACCAUAUAAAUAACAUAAUAUCUAGCUCACCAGAUAUUUUUUUGAAGUGUACAUGCACAUUAUGUUUAUUGAACCCUUUAAUUGACAUAAUAGUGAAAAUAAUACCAAUAUCAAUAAAAUAUCUAUUGAUCUCCCCUUUUUUUACUAAGUAAAAUUUAAUAAUUAUACUCUUACAUUCUUUAGACAGACAGACAAACAACUUUACAUGGAGGGACAUAAUAAAGUGUAAUUAAACUGAAUUAUGAUCUUUUUUUAAACAACUUUAGAAUGUCAGUUGCAUUUAUUAACAUGGUGCAUUUAUUUUCUGUAAUAAAGAGAUCGUUUAUAACCAAAGUUAUGAGUAUAAACUGACUGUGUUUAUACAGUCACUGGAUCUGAAACGCUCUCGGUAAUAAACGCACAAUUUUUCCCCCGCCUGUUUUCCGGUCAAACUCCACCCAUAUUCCGCCUGGCCCCGCCUCUCCCUUGCUGUGAUUGGCCACUGCAGGCAGUCUGCUUCAGCAGCCUUGGCGAUAAACGCUAUCCAAUGGCAGCGCAGGAGGGGCGGGGCUCUGCCUGACUGCGGGUGGGGAUUACAAGUCGCACCGCAUCUCCGGAACACGUGACGUCUGCGUGUAAAAAAAAUAAAAAAUAAAUAAAUAAAGGAAACGCGGACAUGUCUGAACACAGACCGCGCUCGUGACCCGCUCCAAUGAAUAACAACACGUCGGACGCAGCGCGAGAGAGGCGGAAUUCUGAGGCUCGCGCUGGGAUGCAGGACGAGCUCGCGACCGCGGCGGCCAACGGAGACACCGCGCGCACCAGGGAGCUGCUGGACAACGGAGCUGACGUCAACGGAACCAACAGGUUCGGGAGAACACCUAUACAGGUGAUGAUGAUGGGCAGUACGCCGGUCGCGCGCUUGCUGCUGUCUCGCGGAGCGGACCCGAACGUGCCGGAUUUGGAUACGGGCGCGACCCCUCUGCACGACGCGGCCCGCGCGGGCUUUUCGGACACGGUGAGCGCGCUGCUGGAGUUUAACGCUAAUCCGGAGCUUAAAGACGCGCAACACAAAACACCUGCGGAGACCGCGCUGGAGCACGGGCACGAGCGCAUAGCAGAGUGCCUCAACAAGAUUACAUCAUAUACACAACAGCCAAACAACCCAUAAUAAUUUUUAUUAUAAAUAGUAAUAAUAAUAAUAUUCAAUCCUACAACUUUAUUUACUAUAACAAUACACACAAUUACUUUACUUUGUACUAGUUUAUACAUAUUAUGCAAUAUUAUACAUAUAAGUAAGAUUUACUACAUGUACUAUAUACAGUAUUGUAAUAGAGUACCAGUACUGUAGUAUACUCUUGUAGUUAUGCUACUUUGACACAAAGUAAAAACUUACGUCCAGUAAUUGUGUUUAUGUAACAUUUAAUUUAUGUGGCUUUAUGUAACUUUGAAAAAGUAAAACAACAAUGUCAUUUUAAUCAUGCAUAAAAGUAUUUUUAGGAUUCUUUACAGAACCUUUUUUAAGUAGUAAAGAUGAAAAAACCUUAAUGGUGAACUAUAUUUUAUUUGAUUUGUUUUACUAAAAAAAACUGGGUUUGUAAAAUUAAGUUAAUUUCGCUAAAUUUCGUUUAAAAGUUAAAGAGAGGAAAACGUUUCCUGAGUGAUGGAUGAAUCGGAUGAAUGAACGUUGUGCACUGCUCUGCUCACAUUUUAUUGAUUAUUGUAUUUAAAAAAAAUAAAUUUAAAUUCACAUUUAAAGAGCAGAUCAUGAAACCGUGGCUUCAUCCAUUCAUUCAGCACUUUCAUCAUUUUGAUAAAAUAAAAACAUAGUUAGUUUCAGUUGAAUAUUAUUAUUAUUGUUUUUUGUUUUUGCAUUAAUGUAUGAUAUUCGUCUACAUUUAAAGCUUGAGUUUAUUUAUGUGGAGUUUAAUGUGUUUCUGCACUUUAAUUAAUCAGUUAGUAAUAAAAUACAGGAGUUUACUGCAAUAUAAACCUCUAUAUGAACCCUGUAAAGUGGAUUAUUACUGCUCGCGCUUUUCUCAGUGGAUUAUUAUUUAUGAACUGUUGAUGUGAACUGCACUGACUGGGAGAAAUUAUUCGACUCUCUGUGAGUCGCUGAGAUUUGGUUUACUGAUUUUAAUUAUUUCUGCUGAUUUGAUGUUAAUGUAAUUUAGUGUAAUAUUUAAACAGCCCAGCCUCGCUUUGUGUGUGGAGAAUGUUUUUUUAUGGCGAAUUAAAGUCUUAUCUAAAACCGA